Messenger RNA from Capronia epimyces CBS 606.96, 882 nucleotides. RefSeq lists its product as uncharacterized. The transcript has 2 exons. The record is from RefSeq and is a predicted model, not a curated record. Bases 1 to 882 code for a protein of 293 amino acids. Lineage: Eukaryota; Fungi; Ascomycota; Eurotiomycetes; Chaetothyriales; Herpotrichiellaceae.
AUGAGCUCUCCGGAGAAUCCUUUCUUGACUAGCAUCAAAGCGUUUCGCCAGGAAUUGUCAGAUGAUGGGCGGGCGCAGUUUUGUGAAGUCGACUCUGCAGAGGCCAUGAUCCAACAUCUUCGCACCGAGCUAAAGAUAUCUCAAGACUCGGUGGUCUACCGGCACCUCAAAUCUUUGGCUGCGGUCUCGAAGAGUUGGGAGCCAUAUUUUGAGAUCACCGGCAUCCUUGUGGCGACAAAAGCUGCCAUUGCCGCACCAUUCUGGGGCGCUCUUCGACUCAUUUUCCAACUUAGUCGCAACUAUGAAGCCUUAUUCGAACAGCUUAGCGUCAAAUUCGCGGAAAUUAGUGAGAUCGUCGAGUUCAGCACUCAGUAUGUCAAGCUGUUCGAGGUCGUGAAGACGAUUGUUUCCGGCGACAAGCAUGCCAUGAUUGCAGCUCUGCUGACAAUCUAUGAAUCUGUGAUAAUGUUUUGUCAUCGGGCCUACAGUAUAUUUGCCCAAGGGAAAAAGAGUAUGUUCAUGUGUGACUGGUUGCAUUGCACCGUCGAGAUUACAACUAAUCACAUCAUCUCAGGUUGGCGGAAGAGGAUGGCCUUUCAUGCCAAAGCGGCCUGGGUACCAUUCCAGGACUUGUUUGUCACGCUCAUCCAACGGCUCGAAAACGCCCGGCUCAGAUUUGAUCAUGAAGUGGAACUUUUGCGCACAAAAGUUAUCGUCGAUACUGGUGACCAUGUCAAAGGAGAACUUGAGGUCUUGGAAAGAGGGAUUCUCGAACUUAGGUCCUCUCUCGAGGCCAAACACUAUGGAUCAACUCGAGAACAGGCUAAGUUGACAGGUAAUUCGAACUAUGCCGCUGCAUCUUACAGUCGCCACUCGUACUGA